ACACAUCUUCCACCUCCAUCCAGCUUCACUUUUCUCUCUGCUGAGCUCAAGAACCCAGAAACCUUCAGAGGAUGAAGUGUGUGAACAACCGGGCUGAGAGCCACCUGACGGGGCAGGUGGAGUCUGAGGUGGACGGCACGGUGAACGGCGGUGGCGGCUGGGUCAAUCAUGGCUACCGUGGUUCCCCUCCACCUAUCCCCCGCGUGGUCAGCACCAUCUACAGCCCACAGACCCACUUUCAGGGCUCCACGGACGGCGUCUACAAACUGGACCCCCCAGGUCCAGAGGAGCCCUCCUCCUCUUCCUCAGGCCAAGUGAUUAUGAAGAAGAGAAGAGGCUGCUGCUCUUUCAUUAAAGGUUUGUGGGGUACAGCGUGGACCGAAAACACAGCGAACAACCGGGAAAAGUUUGUCCAAACCACGUUGCGGGAGUUAUUGGUCUACGUAUUGUUCCUGGUAGAUGUUUGUCUCUUGACGUACGGCAUGACGAGCUCGAGCACCUAUUAUUUCACCAAUGCCAUGACGAACCUGUUUGUGAAUACAGCCAAUGCGAAUGGAGUUACGUUUCAGUCUAUUGGCACCAUGGAGGACUUCUGGACUUAUGCCCAAGGUACCUUACUAGAUGGCCUUUACUGGACGAGAUGGUACAACAACCAGUCCCUAAACAACGGGGACCAAUCCUUCAUCUACUAUGAGAAUAUGCUGCUGGGUGUUCCCAGGAUGAGGCAGAUCAAGAUCAAGAACAACUCCUGCCAGGUCUACAAAGACUUCAAGAAUGAGAUCAGUGGAUGUUACGAUGUCUACAAUGAGAAGAAAGAGGACGACCUCAGUUUCGGUCUCAUCAAUGGGACUGCCUGGACCUACCACACAGAGAAAGAGCUCAAAGGUUCCUCCUACUGGGGACUGCUGACCACCUACAGCGGAGCGGGAUACUAUCAAGACCUAAAUCGAACAAGAGAGGACAGCGCGAACGCUCUUGCCGAAUUGAUGGACAACCUUUGGCUGGAUCGAGGAACCCGAGUCGUCUUUAUUGACUUCUCCAUGUACAACGCAAACAUCAACAUGUUCUGCGUUAUCAGGUUGGUGGUUGAAUUUCCGGCAACUGGGGGAGCGAUCUCUUCCUACCAGAUCAGAACGGUGAAACUGAUUCGCUACAUUGCCGCCUGGGAUUACUUUGUCCUCGGCUGCGAACUGGUCUUCUGUGUUUUCAUCUUCUACUAUGUUGUGGAGGAGAUUUUAGAGCUGAGGAUACACAAGUUUUCCUAUUUUAAAAGCAUUUGGAAUAUACUGGAUAUUUUAGUAAUAUUGCUAGCAAUUGUUGCUAUCAUCUUUAAUAUUUUCCGAACGGUCAAAGUGGACAACUUGCUUGGAAAACUUUUAGAACAGCCUGAUAUCUAUGCUGACUUUGAGUUUCUGGCAUUUUGGCAAACCCAGUAUAACAACAUGAAUGCAGUGAACUUGUUCUUUGCCUGGAUCAAGAUUUUUAAGUACAUCAGCUUUAAYAAAACUAUGACGCAGCUGUCAUCCACGCUGGGACGAUGCGCCAAAGACAUCUUGGGAUUCGCCAUCAUGUUCUUCAUCGUUUUCUUUGCCUACGCUCAGCUUGGAUAUUUACUCUUUGGGAUGCAGGUGGAAACUUUCAGCACCUUCGUAAAAUGCAUUUUUACCCAGUUCCGUAUCAUCCUCGGAGACUUUGAUUUUGACGCCAUCGACAACGCGAACCGAAUCCUCGGGCCCAUCUACUUCGUCACUUACGUGUUCUUUGUUUUCUUUGUUCUGCUGAACAUGUUUCUGGCGAUUAUAAAUGACACGUAUUCGGAGGUCAAGGAGGAACUGUCGUCCCAAAAAGACGAGCUGCAGAUUACCGACAUCAUCAAGCAGAGCUACAUGAAGACGUUUGCAAGGCUGAAGCUUAAAAAAGAAAAAAUAUCAGACGUUCAGAAGGCUCUUCAGUCCGGAUCCGGAGAAAUCGAGUUCAAGGACUUCAGAGAAACUCUYAUAGAGAUGGGACACGCCGAUCAUGAAAUCUCUGCCGCCUUCUCACAGUUCGACCGCGAUGGCAACCAGGUCCUGGACGCCGAUGAACAAGAGAGGAUGAAGCUCGAGUUGGAGGAAAAAAGGGAUGCUCUUAAUGCUGAGCUGAACAAUCUUGGUAAAAAUUACGAGGAAAAUUUACUGGAUAAAUCCGCCGUCGCAACAAACGACACCUCGAGCCGAACCUUCGUGGAUCGAGAGCAGUUUCUGCAACUGACCAGGCAGGUUCUCCAAAUGGAGAAGUCUGUAGCGGGAAUCACAUCCAAGAUCAAGCUGAUUAUGGAAAAACUAGAAGAAAACUCUAAGAGGAUGACUAAUGAUAGCGGUAAAUCAUCAUCCUCCUCCGACGGUCGAGUUCUGGAUCACGUUGACAGAACAAAGGCUGGACGGUCUUCCAGAGGACUGGUGGACCAGAACUAGUCUACAUUUGAUUCCAACAUGUGAUCCACCUCUGGGAAACACUUGUUUAUUGACUUGGAAAAACUUCAAGGAUCAUAAGGUUUCACCUAGAUGAAACUAAAGUUAUCAUGGAAACAUGUAAAUGCUGUAAUAUUUACAAAAUAAUCUGCUUAUUAGGAGUCCAGCUGCUCUAAAGCUACUCUAGAUUAAAAUGUUGUGAAAUCCUGAUUAAACUGCUGUGAAGGCCCUGUUAUACUAGACAACUUAUGCCAAUUUAUGACAUAUUUUUAUGUCUAAAUUGCC
Austrofundulus limnaeus is the source of this 2735-nucleotide messenger RNA. It is a transcript of the gene pkd2l1, whose product is annotated as polycystic kidney disease 2-like 1. The record is from RefSeq and is a predicted model, not a curated record. Gene Ontology annotation, cellular component: membrane. Gene Ontology annotation, biological process: potassium ion transmembrane transport; detection of mechanical stimulus. Bases 72 to 2453 code for a protein of 793 amino acids. The transcript has 15 exons. Gene Ontology annotation, molecular function: calcium ion binding; muscle alpha-actinin binding; sodium channel activity. Lineage: Eukaryota; Metazoa; Chordata; Actinopteri; Cyprinodontiformes; Rivulidae.